AUGCGCUGCACCGCACGCUCACAAGCUGCACCGCCCGCUCACACGCUGCACCGCCCGCUCAUACGCUGCACCGCCCGCUCAUACGCUGCACCGCACGCUCAUACGCUGCACCGCACGCUCAUACGCUGCACCGCACGCUCAUACGCUGCACCGCCCGCUCAAAACGCUGCACCACCCGCUCAUACGCUGCACCGCGCGCUCAUACACUGCACAGCGCGCUCAUACGCUGCACCGCCCGCUCAAAAGCUGAACCGCACGCUCAUACGCUGCACUGCCCGCUCAUACGCUGCACUGCACGCUCAUACGCUGCACCGCACGCUCAUACGCUGCACCGCACGCUCAUACGCUGCACCGCCCGCUCAUACGCUGCACCGCCCGCUCACACCCUGCACCGCCCGCUCACACGCUGCAUCGCCCGCUCAUACACUGCACCGCCCGCUCAUACACUGCACCGCACGCUCAUACGCUGCACCGCACGCUCAUACGCUGCACCGCACGCUCAUACGCAGCACCGCCCGCUCAUACGCUGCACCGCCCGCUCAUACACUGCACCGCCCGCUGAUACGCUGCACCGCAAGCACAUACACUGCACCGCAAGCACAUACGCUGCACCGCACGCGCAUGCACUUCACCGCCCGCUCACACGCUGCACCGCACGCUCACACGCUGUACCGCCCGCUCACACGCUGCACCGCCCGCUCAUACGCUGCACCGCCCGCUCAUACGCUGCACCGCACGCUCAUACGCUGCACCGCACGCUCAUACGCUGCACCGCCCGCUCAUACGCUGCACCACCCGCUCAUACGCUGCACCGCACGCUCAUACGCUGCACCGCACGCUCAUACGCUGCACCGCGAGCUCAAACGCUGCACCGCACGCUCAUACGCUGCACCGCACGCUCACACGCUGCACCGCCCGCUCAUACGCUGCACCGCCCGCUCAUACGCUGCACCGCACGCUCAUACGCUGCACCGCCCGCUCAUACGCUGCACCGCCCGCUCAUACGCUGCACCGCGCGCUCAAACGCUGCACCGCGCGCUCAAACGCUGCACCCCGCGCUCAUACGCUGCACCGCACGCUCAUACGUUGCACCGCCCGCUCAUACGCUGCACCGCCCGCUCAUACGCUGCACCGCCCGCUCAUACGCUGCACCGCCCGCUCACACGCUGCACCGCACGCUCAUACGCUGCACCGCACGCUCACACGCUGCACCGCCCGCUCACACGCUGCACCGCCCGCUCACACGCUGCACCGCCCGCUCAUACGCUGCACCGCAUGCUCAUACGCUGCACCGCCAGCUCAUACGCUGCACCGCCAGCUCACACGCUGCACUGCACGCUCACACGCUGCACCGCCCGCUCACACGCUGCACCGCCCGCUCACACACUGCACCGCCGGCUCAUACGCUGCACCGCACGCUCAUACGCUGCACCGCACGCUCAUACGCUGCACCGCCCGCUCAUACGCUGCACCGCCCGCUCACACGCUGCACCGCCCGCUCACACGCUGCACCGCACGCUCACACGCUGCACCGCCCGCUCACACGCUGCACCGCCCACUCACACUCUGCACCGCUCGCUCACACUCUGCACCGCCCGCUCACACGCUGCACCGCACGCUCACACGCUGCACCGCACGCUCACACGCUGCACCGCACACUCACACGCUGCACCGCCCGCUCAUACGCUGCACCGCCCGCUCAUACGCUGCACCGCCCGCUCAUACGCUGCACCGCCCGCUCAUACGCUGCACCGCCCGCUCAUACGCUGCACCGCCCGCUCAUACGCUGCACCGCCCGCUCAUACGCUGCACCGCACGCUCAUACGCUGCACCACACGCUCAUACGCUGCACCGCCCGCUUAUACGCUGCACCGCCCGCUCAUACGCUGCACCGCCCGCUCAUACGCUGCACCGCACGCACAUACGCUGCACCACAAGCACAUACGCUGCACCCCACGCGCAUGCACUUCACCGCCCGCUCACAAGCUGCACCGCCCGCUCACAAGCUGCACCGCCCGCUCACACGCUGCACCGCCCGCUCAUACGCUGCACCGCACGCUCAUACGCUGCACCGCACGCUCAUACGCUGCACCACCCGCUCAUACGCUGCACCUCGCGCUCAUACGCUGCACCGCGCGCUCAUACGCUGCACCGCCCGCUCAAACGCUGCACCGCACGCUCAUACGCUGCACCGCCCGCUCAUACGCUGCACCGCACGCUCAUACGCUGCACCGCACGCUCAUACGCUGCACCGCACGCUCAUACGCUGCACCGCCCGCUCAUACGCUGCACCGCCCGCUCACACCCUGCACCGCCCGCUCACACGCUGCAUCGCCCGCUCAUACACUGCACCGCCCGCUCAUACACUGCACCGCACGCUCAUACGCUGCACCGCACGCUCAUACGCUGCACCGCACGCUCAUACGCAGCACCGCCCGCUCAUACGCUGCACCGCCCGCUCAUACACUGCACCGCCCGCUGAUACGCUGCACCGCAAGCACAUACACUGCACCGCAAGCACAUACGCUGCACCGCACGCUCAUACGCAGCACCGCCCGCUCAUACGCUGCACCGCCCGCUCAUACACUGCACCGCCCGCUGAUACGCUGCACCGCAAGCACAUACACUGCACCGCACGCUCAUACGCUGCACCGCACGCUCAUACGCUGCACCGCACGCUCAUACGCUGCACCGCCCGCUCAUACGCUGCACCACCCGCUCAUACGCUGCACCGCACGCUCAUACGCUGCACCGCACGCUCAUACGCUGCACCGCGAGCUCAAACGCUGCACCGCACGCUCAUACGCUGCACCGCACGCUCACACGCUGCACCGCCCGCUCAUACGCUGCACCGCCCGCUCAUACGCUGCACCGCACGCUCAUACGCUGCACCGCCCGCUCAUACGCUGCACCGCCCGCUCAUACGCUGCACCGCGCGCUCAAACGCUGCACCGCGCGCUCAAACGCUGCACCCCGCGCUCAUACGCUGCACCGCACGCUCAUACGUUGCACCGCCCGCUCAUACGCUGCACCGCCCGCUCAUACGCUGCACCGCCCGCUCAUACGCUGCACCGCCCGCUCACACGCUGCACCGCACGCUCAUACGCUGCACCGCACGCUCACACGCUGCACCGCCCGCUCACACGCUGCACCGCCCGCUCACACGCUGCACCGCCCGCUCAUACGCUGCACCGCAUGCUCAUACGCUGCACCGCCAGCUCAUACGCUGCACCGCCAGCUCACACGCUGCACUGCACGCUCACACGCUGCACCGCCCGCUCACACGCUGCACCGCCCGCUCACACACUGCACCGCCGGCUCAUACGCUGCACCGCACGCUCAUACGCUGCACCGCACGCUCAUACGCUGCACCGCCCGCUCAUACGCUGCACCGCCCGCUCACACGCUGCACCGCCCGCUCACACGCUGCACCGCACGCUCACACGCUGCACCGCCCGCUCACACGCUGCACCGCCCACUCACACUCUGCACCGCUCGCUCACACUCUGCACCGCCCGCUCACACGCUGCACCGCACGCUCACACGCUGCACCGCACGCUCACACGCUGCACCGCACACUCACACGCUGCACCGCCCGCUCAUACGCUGCACCGCCCGCUCAUACGCUGCACCGCCCGCUCAUACGCUGCACCGCCCGCUCAUACGCUGCACCGCCCGCUCAUACGCUGCACCGCCCGCUCAUACGCUGCACCGCCCGCUCAUACGCUGCACCGCACGCUCAUACGCUGCACCACACACUCAUACGCUGCACCGCCCGCUUAUACGCUGCACCGCCCGCUCAUACGCUGCACCGCCCGCUCAUACGCUGCACCGCACGCACAUACGCUGCACCACAAGCACAUACGCUGCACCCCACGCGCAUGCACUUCACCGCCCGCUCACAAGCUGCACCGCCCGCUCACAAGCUGCACCGCCCGCUCACACGCUGCACCGCCCGCUCAUACGCUGCACCGCACGCUCAUACGCUGCACCGCACGCUCAUACGCUGCACCACCCGCUCAUACGCUGCACCUCGCGCUCAUACGCUGCACCGCGCGCUCAUACGCUGCACCGCCCGCUCAAACGCUGCACCGCACGCUCAUACGCUGCACCGCCCGCUCAUACGCUGCACCGCACGCUCAUACGCUGCACCGCACGCUCAUACGCUGCACCGCACGCUCAUACGCUGCACCGCCCGCUCAUACGCUGCACCGCCCGCUCACACCCUGCACCGCCCGCUCACACGCUGCAUCGCCCGCUCAUACACUGCACCGCCCGCUCAUACACUGCACCGCACGCUCAUACGCUGCACCGCACGCUCAUACGCUGCACCGCACGCUCAUACGCAGCACCGCCCGCUCAUACGCUGCACCGCCCGCUCAUACACUGCACCGCCCGCUGAUACGCUGCACCGCAAGCACAUACACUGCACCGCAAGCACAUACGCUGCACCGCACGCUCAUACGCAGCACCGCCCGCUCAUACGCUGCACCGCCCGCUCAUACACUGCACCGCCCGCUGAUACGCUGCACCGCAAGCACAUACACUGCACCGCACGCGCAUGCACUUCACCGCCCGCUCACACGCUGCACCGCCCGCUCACACGCUGCACCGCCCGCUCAUACGCUGCACCGCCCGCUCAUACGCUGCACCGCACGCUCAUACGCUGCACCGCACGCUCAUACACUGCACCGCCCGCUCAUACGCUGCACCGCCCGCUCAUACGCUGCACCACACGCUCAUACGCUGCACCGCACGCUCAUACGCUGCACCGCGCGCUCAUACGCUGCACCGCGCGCUCAAACGCUGCACCGCGCGCUCAUACGCUGCACCGCACGCUCAUACGCUGCACCGCACGCUCACACGCUGCACCGCCCGCUCAUACGCUGCACCGCCCGCUCAUACGCUGCACCGCACGCUCAUACGCUGCACCGCCCGCUCAUACGCUGCACCGCGCGCUCAAACGCUGCACCGCGCGCUCAUACGCUGCACCGCGCGCUCAUACGCUGCACCGCACGCUCAUACGUUGCACCGCACGCUCAUACGCUGCACCGCCCACUCAUACGCUGCACCGCCCGCUCAUACCCUGCACCGCCCGCUCACACGCUGCACCGCCCGCUCAGACGCUGCACCGCACGCUCACACGCUGCACCGCACGCUCACACGCUGCACCGCCCGCUCACACGCUGCACCGCACGCUCAUACGCUGCACCGCCCGCUCAUACGCUGCACCGCCCGCUCACACGCUGCACCGCCCGCUCACACGCUGCACCGCCCGCUCACACGCUGCACCGCCCGCUCACACGCUGCACCGCCCGCUCAUACGCUGCACCGCCGGCUCAUACGCUGCACCGCCCGCUCAUACGCUGCACCGCCCGCUCAUACGCUGCACCGCCCGCUCAUACUCUGCACCGCACGCUCACACGCUGCACCGCCCGCUCACACGCUGCACCGCCCGCUCAUACGCUGCACCGCACGCUCAUACGCUGCACCGCACGCUCAUACGCUGCACCGCCAGCUCACACGCUGCACUGCACGCUCACACGCUGCACUGCACGCUCACACGCUGCACCGCCCGCUCACACGCUGCACCGCCCGCUCACACGCUGCACCGCCGGCUCAUACGCUGCACCGCACGCUCAUACGCUGCACCGCACGCUCAUACGCUGCACCGCCCGCUCAUACGCUGCACCGCCCGCUCACACGCUGCACCGCCCACUCACACGCUGCACCGCCCGCUCACACGCUGCACCGCACGCUCACACGCUGCACCGCACGCUCAUACGCUGCACCGCACGCUCAUACGCUGCACCGCCCGCUCAUACGCUGCACCGCACGCUCACACUCUGCACCGCACGCUCACACGCUGCACCGCCCGCUCACACGCUGCACCGCCCGCUCAUACGCUGCACCGCACGCUCAUACGCUGCACCGCACGCUCAUACGCUGCACCGCCAGCUCAUACGCUGCACCGCCCGCUCAUACGCUGCACCGCCCGCUCAUACGCUGCACCGCCCGCUCAUACGCUGCACCGCACGCUCAUACGCUGCACCGCACGCUCAUACGCUGCACCGCACGCUCAUACGCUGCACCGCCCGCUCAUACGCUGCACCGCCCGCUCAUACGCUGCACCGCAAGCACAUACGCUGCACCGCAAGCACAUACGCUGCACCACACGCGCAUACGCUGCACCGCCCGCGCAUGCACUUCACCGCCCGCUCAUGCGCUUCACCGCCCGCUCACACGCUGCACCGCCCGCUCACACGCUGCACCGCCCGCUCAUACGCUGCACCGCCCGCUCAUACGCUGCAUCGCCCGCUCAUACGCUGCACCGCCCGCUCAUACGCUGCACCGCCCGCUCAUACGCUGCACCGCACCCUCAUACGCUGCACCGCACGCUCAUACGCUGCACCGCCCGCGCAUACGCUGCACCGCACGCUCAUACGCUGCACCGCCCGCUCAUAUGCUGCACCGCACGCUCAAACGCUGCACCCCACGCUCAUACGCUGCACCGCACGCACAUACGCUGCACCGCACGCUCAUACGCUGCACCGCACGCUCACACGCUGCACCGCCCGCUCACACGCUGCACCGCACCCUCAUACGCUGCACCGCACGCUCAUACGCUGCACCGCCCGCUCAUACGCUGCACCGCCCGCUCAUACGCUGCACCGCACCCUCAUACGCUGCACCGCCCGCUCACACGCUGCACCGCACGCUCACACGCUGCACCGCCCGCUCAUACGCUGCACCGCACCCUCAUACGCUGCACCGCACGCUCAUACGCUGCACCGAACUCUCGUACGCUGCACCGCCCGCUCGUACGCUGCACCGCCCGCUCGUACGCUGCACCGCCCGCUCAUACGCUGCACCGCCCGCUCAUAUGCUGCACCGCACGCUCAAACGCUGCACCCCACGCUCAUACGCUGCACCGCCCGCUCAUACGCUGCACCGCACCCUCAUACGCUGCACCGCACGCUCACACUCUGCACCGCACGCUCACACGCUGCACCGCCCGCUCACACGCUGCACCGCCCGCUCACACGCUGCACCGCACCCUCAUACGCUGCACCGCACGCUCAUACGCUGCACCUCCCGCUCAUACGCUGCACCGCCCGCUCAUACGCUGCACCGCACCCUCAUACGCUGCACCGCCCGCUCACACGCUGCACCGCACGCUCACACGCUGCACCGCCCGCUCAUACGCUGCACCGCACCCUCAUACGCUGCACCGCACGCUCAUACGCUGCACCGCACUCUCGUACGCUGCACCGCCCGCUCCUCACACGCUGCACUGCACGCUCACACGCUGCACUGCACGCUCACACGCUGCACCGCCCGCUCACACGCUGCACCGCCCGCUCACACGCUGCACCGCCGGCUCAUACGCUGCACCGCACGCUCAUACGCUGCACCGCACGCUCAUACGCUGCACCGCCCGCUCAUACGCUGCACCGCCCGCUCACACGCUGCACCGCCCGCUCACACGCUGCACCGCCCGCUCACACGCUGCACCGCACGCUCACACGCUGCACCGCACGCUCAUAUGCUGCACCGCACGCUCAUACGCUGCACCGCCCGCUCAUACACUGCACCGCACGCUCACACUCUGCACCGCACGCUCACACGCUGCACCGCCCGCUCACACGCUGCACCGCCCGCUCAUACGCUGCACCGCACGCUCAUACGCUGCACCGCACGCUCAUACGCUGCACCGCCAGCUCAUACGCUGCACCGCCCGCUCAUACGCUGCACCGCCCGCUCAUACGCUGCACCGCCAGCUCAUACGCUGCACCGCACGCUCAUACGCUGCACCGCACGCUCAUACGCUGCACCGCACGCUCAUACGCUGCACCGCCCGCUCAUACGCUGCACCGCCCGCUCAUACGCUGCACCGCAAGCACAUACGCUGCACCGCAAGCACAUACGCUGCACCACACGCGCAUACGCUGCACCGCCCGCGCAUGCACUUCACCGCCCGCUCAUGCGCUUCACCGCCCGCUCACACGCUGCACCGCCCGCUCACACGCUGCACCGCCCGCUCAUACGCUGCACCGCCCGCUCAUACGCUGCAUCGCCCGCUCAUACGCUGCACCGCCCGCUCAUACGCUGCACCGCCCGCUCAUACGCUGCACCGCACCCUCAUACGCUGCACCGCACGCUCAUACGCUGCACCGCCCGCGCAUACGCUGCACCGCACGCUCAUACGCUGCACCGCCCGCUCAUAUGCUGCACCGCACGCUCAAACGCUGCACCCCACGCUCAUACGCUGCACCGCCCGCUCAUACGCUGCACCGCACCCUCAUACGCUGCACCGCACGCACAUACGCUGCACCGCACGCUCAUACGCUGCACCGCACGCUCACACGCUGCACCGCCCGCUCACACGCUGCACCGCACCCUCAUACGCUGCACCGCACGCUCAUACGCUGCACCGCCCGCUCAUACGCUGCACCGCCCGCUCAUACGCUGCACCGCACCCUCAUACGCUGCACCGCCCGCUCACACGCUGCACCGCACGCUCACACGCUGCACCGCCCGCUCAUACGCUGCACCGCACCCUCAUACGCUGCACCGCACGCUCAUACGCUGCACCGCACUCUCGUACGCUGCACCGCCCGCUCGUACGCUGCACCGCCCGCUCGUACGCUGCACCGCCCGCUCAUACGCUGCACCGCCCGCUCUUAUGCUGCACCGCACGCUCAAACGCUGCACCCCACGCUCAUACGCUGCACCGCCCGCUCAUACGCUGCACCGCACCCUCAUACGCUGCACCGCACGCACAUACGCUGCACCGCACGCUCAUACGCUGCACCGCACGCUCACACGCUGCACCGCCCGCUCACACGCUGCACCGCACGCUCACACGCUGCACCGCACGCUCAUACGCUGCACCUCCCGCUCACACGCUGCACCGCCCGCUCAUACGCUGCACCGCACCCUCAUACGCUGCACCGCCCGCUCACACGCUGCACCGCACGCUCACACGCUGCACCGCCCGCUCAUACGCUGCACCGCACCCUCACACGCUGCACCGCCCGCUCAUACGCUGCACCGCACCCUCGUACGCUGCACCGCACGCUCGUACGCUGCACCGCACUCUCGUACGCUGCACCGCCCGCUCAUACGCUGCACCGCACGCUCAUACGCUGCACCGCACGCUCAUACGCUGCACCGCACGCUCAUACGCUGCACCGCCCGCUCAUAGGCUGCACCGCCCGCUCAUACGCUGCACCGCACGCUCAUAGGCUGCACCGCCCGCUCAUACGCUGCACCGCCCGCUCAUACCCUGCACCGCCCGCUCAUACCCUGCACCGCCCGCUCAUACCCUGCACCGCCCGCUCACACGCUGCACCGCCCGCUCACACGCUGCACCGCCCGCUCACACGCUGCACCGCCCGCUCAUACGCUGCACCGCACGCUCAUACGCUGCACCGCCCGCUCACACGCUGCACCGCACGCUCACACGCUGCACCGCCCGCUCACACGCUGCACCGCCCGCUCACACGCUGCACCGCCCUCUCAUACGCUGCACCGCCAGCUCAUACGCUGCACCGCCCGCUCAUACGCUGCACCGCCAGCUCAUACGCUGCACCGCCCGCUCACACGCUGCACCGCACGCUCAUACGCUGCACCGCCCGCUCACACGCUGCACCGCACGCUCAUACGCUGCACCGCCCGCUCAUACGCUGCAUCGCCCGCUCAUACGCUGCACCGCACGCUCAUACGCUGCACCGCACGCUCAUACGCUGCACCGCACGCUCAUACGCUGCACCGCCCGCUCAUACGCUGCACCGCCCGCUGAUACGCUGCACCGCAAGCACAUACACUGCACCGCCCGCACAUACGCUGCACCACACGCACAUGCACUUCACCGCCCGCUCAUACGCUGCACCGCACGCUCACACGCUGCACCGCCCGCUCACACGCUGCACCGCCCACUCACACGCUGCACCGCCGGCUCAUACGCUGCACCGCACGCUCAUACGCUGCACCGCCCGCUCAUACGCUGCACCGCACGCUCACACUCUGCACCGCACGCUCACACGCUGCACCGCCCGCUCACACGCUGCACCGCACGCUCAUACGCUGCACCGCCCGCUCAUACGCUGCACCACCCGCUCAUACGCUGCACCGCACGCUCAUACGCUGCACCGCGCGCUCAAACGCUGCACCGCGCGCUCAAACGCUGCACUGCCAGCUCAUACGCUGCACCGCCAGCUCAUACGCUGCACUGCCCGCUCAUACGCUGCACCGCCCGCUCACACGCUGCACCGCACGCUCACACGCUGCACCGCACCCUCAUACGCUGCACCGCACUCAUACGCUGCACCGCCCGCUCGUACGCUGCACCGCCCGCUCGUACGCUGCACCGCCCGCUCGUACGCUGCACCGCCCGCUCGUACGCUGCACCGCCCGCUCGUACGCUGCACCGCCCGCUCGUACGCUGCACCGCACGCUCACACGCUGCACCGCCCGCUCACACGCUGCACCGCCCGCUCACACGCUGCACCGCCCGCUCACACGCUGCACCGCCCGCUCACACGCUGCACCGCCCGCUCAUACGCUGCACCGCCCGCUCAUACGCUGCACCGCCCGCUCAUACGCUGCACCGCCCGCUCAUACGCUGCACCGCCCGCUCAUACGCUGCACCGCCCGCUCAUACGCUGCACCGCCUGCUCAUACGCUGCACCGCACGCUCAUACGCUGCACCGCACGCUCACACGCUGCACCGCCCGCUCACACGCUGCACCGCCCGCUCAUACGCUGCACCGCACCCUCAUACGCUGCACCGCACGCUCAUACGCUGCACCGCACCCUCACACGCUGCACCGCACCCUCACAUGCUGCACCGCCCCCUCACACGCUGCACCGCCCGCUCGUACGCUGCACCGCCCCCUCAUACGCUGCACCGCACCCUCGUACACUGCACCGCACGCUCGUACGCUGCACCGCCCGCUCGUACGCUGCACCGCCCGCUCGUACGCUGCACCCCACGCUCAUACGCUGCACCGCCCGCUCAUACGCUGCACCGCACCCUCAUACGCUGCACCGCACGCACAUACGCUGCACCGCACGCUCAUACGCUGCACCGCACGCUCACACGCUGCACCGCCCGCUCACACGCUGCACCGCACCCUCAUACGCUGCACCGCACGCUCAUACGCUGCACCGCACGCUCAUACGCUGCACCGCCCGCUCAUACGCUGCACCGCCCGCUCAUACGCUUCACCGCCCGCUCACACGCUGCACCGCACGCUCACACGCUGCACCGCCCGCUCAUACGCUGCACCGCACCCUCAUACGCUGCACCGCACGCUCAUACGCUGCACCGCCCGCUCAUACGCUGCACCGCAAGCACAUACGCUGCACCACACGCGCAUACGCUGCACCACACGCGCAUGCACUUCACCGCCCGCUCACACGCUGCACCGCCCGCUCACACGCUGCACCGCCCGCUCACACGCUGCACUGCCCGCUCAUACGCUGCAUCGCCCGCUCAUACGCUGCACCCCACGCUCAUACGCUGCACCGCCCGCUCAUACGCUGCACCGCCCGCUCAUACGCUGCACCGCCGGCUCAUACGCUGCACCGCCCGCUCAUACGCUGCACCGCACGCUCAUACCCUGCACCGCCCGCUCAUACCCUGCACCGCACGCUCACACGCUGCACCGCCCGCUCACACGCUGCACCGCCCGCUCACACGCUGCGCCGCCCGCUCACACGCUGCACCGCCCGCUCACACGCUGCACCGCACGCUCAUACGCUGCACCGCCCGCUCACACGCUGCACCGCACGCUCACACGCUGCACCGCCCGCUCACACGCUGCACCGCCCGCUCAUACGCUGCACCGCCCUCUCAUACGCUGCACCGCCCUGCAAGGACUACUGUGGGUGGGGCAGGGGUGUGGAGGAAAGAAGGGGGGGGAGGGAGUGCGGUUCGAGGGGCGGCUUGAAUGGGGGGUGAGGGGGUUAGUAAGAGGGGACGCCGCGGCCACCCCCCCACCUCCUCUCCUCAUCCCUCACUCACCUCCUUAG
Messenger RNA from Closterium sp. Naga37s-1, 12039 nucleotides. The record is from the annotation of a GenBank genome assembly. Lineage: Eukaryota; Viridiplantae; Streptophyta; Zygnematophyceae; Desmidiales; Closteriaceae.